AUGAGUCCUGGCGGCAACUCGCUAAACAAACGAAAAAAGAAAACCCGGACAGUGUUUUCUAGAUCCCAAGUGUUCCAGUUAGAAUCGACCUUUGACAUGAAGCGGUAUCUGUCAUCGUCGGAACGAGCUGGUCUCGCAGCCAGUCUGCACCUGACAGAGACCCAGGUGAAGAUCUGGUUUCAGAACCGCAGGAAUAAGUGGAAGAGGCAGUUGGCUGCAGAACUCGAGGCUGCCAAUAUGGCGCAUGCUGCUCAAAGGCUGGUAGGUGUUACUUACAUAAUAUAA
Acanthoscelides obtectus is the source of this 285-nucleotide messenger RNA. The record is from the annotation of a GenBank genome assembly. NCBI's taxonomy places the organism in Eukaryota, Metazoa, Arthropoda, Insecta, Coleoptera, Chrysomelidae.